This is a messenger RNA of Cooperia oncophora, 1356 nucleotides long. Lineage: Eukaryota; Metazoa; Nematoda; Chromadorea; Rhabditida; Trichostrongylidae. The record is from the annotation of a GenBank genome assembly.
AUGUCGUACGAUCUGAAAACGGCCGAGAGUCCGGCCUACGCGCCAUUCUUUGGCUACAUGGGAGCUGCAUCGGCACAGAUCUUUACCGUACUUGGAGCUGCCUACGGUACCGCCAAAUCUGCUGUUGGUAUCUGUUCGAUGGGUGUAAUGCGACCGGAGCUCAUCAUGAAAUCUGUGAUUCCUGUUAUUAUGGCUGGUAUCAUCGGUAUCUACGGACUUGUGGUGGCUAUGGUGUUGAAGGGCAAAGUAACAUCGUCAAGUGAAGGUUACAAUCUCAACAAAGGUUUUGCCCAUCUCGCCGCUGGACUCACUUGUGGUUUAUGCGGUCUUGGUGCUGGUUAUGCCAUUGGAAUUGUCGGUGACGCCGGUGUACGUGGUAUGUCGGUUUCGUCCGGUGAAUAUUGGCUGAUCUCGGCACCCGGUGAGAAAGGCCCCAAUGAUGCUUGGGAUAAACUGAAUCGUGCUACCUCGAAUCUUUCGAACAACUCGAAAUUCAAUAUUCCAGAUCUUAAGGUUGGAACACUCGAUCAGCUCGUUGGACUUUCUGAUGAUCUCAGCAAACUGGACUCUACCGCAGAAGCAGUUACUCGUAAACUGGUUCAGUACUUUGGAGAAGUUCUAGAAGAUGAUAGAAGCAAAUUAGCCGAGAACCUUCAGAUUAACAACAAGGACAUCAAGACAUAUGUAACAAAGUUUCAAUGGGAAGGUGCCAAGUAUCCGCUCAAGCAAUCACUCAAAGUACUUAGCGAGAUUAUCGGAAAGCAAGUGACGCAAAUCGAUAAUGAUUUGAAGCAGAAAUCGCUAGCCUAUAAUAAUUUGAAGAAUAGUUUGGCCUCGAUCGAUAGGAAAACGACGUUAAACGCGAAAGACUGGCUUGCACGAUAUUCGACGUUCACGUCGAUGGUGGUGCCAGGUUCAACGCAACUCAUCACUGAAGAAGGCGAACAUGCUCUCUACUCCGUUACACUUUUCAAAAAAGUCAUUGAUGAGUUCAAGACUAUUGCCAGAGAAAACAAGUUUGUCGUGCGUGACUUUGUGUACGAUGAGGAAUCACUGAAGGCAGGCAAGAGUGAACGUGACAAACUGGUAGCUGAAAAACAGCGACAGUACGCUCCUCUGAUAAGAUGGCUGAAAAUCAACUUUGGUGAGAUCUUCGCCGCUUACAUCCACGUCAAAGCCCUGCGAGUGUUUGUGGAAUCUGUCCUGCGGUACGGUUUACCGGUCAAUUUCCAAGCUGCCCUCGUUGAACCAACCAAAGGGUCCCAGAAGAUUGUACAUUCAUCUAGACGGAUCAGCUGCCGGACCAAUCGAUACGUUGGAAGAUUCGCCAGCGUUGAUGUCACUGGGAGUAAAUGA